AGAGAGAGAGAGAGAGAGAAUGGGCUCGGCAAGCCAGCCCCGGCGCUUUGCCCUUUCCCAAUGACGUCGUGUCCUGAGCCAUUCUCCUCCCUCCAGCCCCCGUCCCUUCCCCUUCCAUCCUUGGAAGCCACAAUUAAGGAGCAACCGCUGGGAUAAAACCGCUCCGGCUGCCAGGGGACGGGGGCAUUUGCGGCGAGAGAUGGCCAGGCUGCGGACUUCUGCUUCCCUCCUCCUCCUCCUCCUUCGCGGAGUCGCCUUCCUCCUGCUCGCCAGCCUCCCGGCUUCGUGGCAAGGAGGGGUCCCUGGUGCUGGAGUGGGAAUUCCAGGAAGGGGAUAUUACCCAGGAGCUGGUGUUGGAGGCCUGGGAGUAGGUGGCCUUGGGACUGGCGUUGGAGGAGCAGGCUUUGGCGGAGGAGUGAAACCACCCAAACCAGGUAAAUGGCAGCUGUUCCCACACUGCCCUCCUCCUCCUUGUGACUUGUGGAAACGAUGA
Messenger RNA from Heteronotia binoei (common prickly gecko), 493 nucleotides. RefSeq names its product elastin-like. The record is from RefSeq and is a predicted model, not a curated record. The transcript is spliced from 4 exons. The coding region runs from base 200 to 493 and encodes 97 amino acids. NCBI's taxonomy places the organism in Eukaryota, Metazoa, Chordata, Lepidosauria, Squamata, Gekkonidae.